Molecule: messenger RNA, 1072 nt
Organism: Ilyonectria robusta
Lineage: Eukaryota; Fungi; Ascomycota; Sordariomycetes; Hypocreales; Nectriaceae
Exons: 1
Coding region: 190-828 (212 amino acids)
Source: RefSeq, a predicted model, not a curated record
GGGAGAUGGGGCAACGAACGCCGUUUCAUGAGCGUCUUCCGGUUUCACUCGCGUCUCUGGCGACCCGACCACAAGAGGAGGUGGAAAGGGAGGAGAGGCUGUCAUUGCAUCGUCACUCGAUUUGUUGUGUAGCACUUGACGGCGGCGCUUGAAACGGACGGCGCUUUGUAAUUACGCCCCGGCUGAUGGAUGCAUCUCACGGGAGACAGGGGGUCGAGGACUAGAAGGCGUACUACGUGCUGCGGUACAUGGGGCACAAGCGUGCUGCGUGCGUGUCCCAUUACGGAGGGAGGAUGGGUCGCGGCUUGGUUGAAUGAGACGUCUAUGGUGUUCUGGUGUAGGUUCACUCCCACGCCCAUCUCGGCGGGGACUUAUAUGAGUGUCUCUCUUUCGCCACCCGUCACCCGUUCACCGUUCCACGCCUUACAAAAUAUCGGCCAUUUCCCGCUGUCAAUUUCACAGCACUCCGUCUCUCCACAAAUGACCCGUCGCCAUUGCCUGCUCUGCUGUCCGUCAGAGCAGCAAAAACAAACAAGGGUGUCCCCUUCGUCGGGACCAAAAACCGGGCCCCGCGACAGGGACUGGCCUGGCAAAUGCCUGGCGCCUUUGGCCCUUUCGGAGCGAUUCAAGGCGAACCCAAUCUUGCUGGGCGAUGGACGUGUUAAAACUCGGCGGCCAAUGCUAAUUAUGUUCUCCAUGCCGCGUCGCCGCCGGACCGUCAAGAUGCGUAUGGCCUCCGCGUACCCGUGUUGGCCCCUUUCUGGGCUCGAUUUCCUGCGAGCCCCCAUCGAGACCUCCAGAUGCCUUUGGUGCUAUUCUUGUUCCUGAAGAAACUGCACCGCAUUUCUCGUGUUGGUCGGGCCUCCACUGCAGGGCCGGCUUGGCUCCGUCCGUCGCGAUUGGACGCCUCUUCGGUAGACGCUGGCACAGCCUGUGUUUCCCCAGCCAUUGCUUCGUCCUCCGUAAAAUGUACCCAGUCCUGGCGUGUCCUGGACAAGGGACCCAGACGUCAAAACAUUCAGCAGGACGGGGCUUUGGGAGGGCUGAGCAGAGAGCAAUCCUGACAAUUACG